AUCCUGAUUAGACUUGUGUGCAAUUCUCCAUGCACUUCUGCAAAUAAAAGGAAAAGGUUCAACUGGUUCGUUUAAACAACAAAUGGUUGCAUGUAGGUAAAUGGUGAGGUUGGUGUUCAAUGUCCACCUUUGUCCAUGCAACGAGUGCUUAUGUAGUGGCGAUAUGACCUAUCCGGUGUCAUUGAGGACGACAAGUAGAAGACUGGCAGGUUACCCCGGCCCCUUCGGAGACUACAACGCUGGCACAAGUGGCACACGGUGGCAGCAGCCAGUCCGUGUUCGACGUGCCGAGCAGGUGAUACGAAGAAGUGGAGUUGCUUAUACAGUUAUUAUAUCCGUCGGUUGGUUACUGUUCUUACUAUUACUAUUACCAUUAUUAUUCGAGUACUGCUUAAACGGUGUCUGGCCUUUUUUUUGCGUACGUAGGUACCUGGUGACAUGUGGCUUGCGGAGCCCGAUAGCCGCGCUGUGUAAGCAGGCCGUUCGUGUUCGGUAGUUUUGCUCGGUGACGGUGGAAUUCACGGAAGUUGACUGUCUAGAAAGAGACGGACACUACGACAGUGAAGAUAACCUUCGACGGAUUUUGGACCACGACCUUCCUACACUAGUGACGAUAUAAACCGAGUUGCCGAAAGAUUCUGAUUGUGAGAUCGCAUUAGUGCCCCAAAUGGGAAGUAAUUAGAGAACGGUAAUAAAAAGAAGUCCACGUGAGACUGCACAAUGAAACAGGUUGCUGUUAUUCCACCGCCUCUUCCCCCGAAAACACGUCGUGCCCCCCCUGGCACGUCCACAACGGUACUCAAGAGCCCUGACUCUAAUCUGGACUACGGUAUCCAGACUCCGCAUUCUCAGUUCUCAAUCUCGCCAGCAACUUCCGAUAGUCAUGUAGUUAAAAUCCUAAUUAACCCCCAGGACGGCCAAGUUCGCAAUAAAAGUGAAUCCAAGACUGUUAUCAGUGAAUCGGGUCCUUGUGUUCGUCUUAGUGUUAACGGCAACGAUUCAUCAGACAUGAUCCAAAAAACGGAAAACUAUUCGAAAAAUGAUCAGUCAAAACCGUUCUUUUUAUAUGGCCCUUACAGUUACAAUGGCACUAUGACUAGUGGACAGGUAUCACCCAGUGAUACAUUAGACUCAGGCACGUGCAGUGAUUUGGAUGGCACACCACCCCCAUUACCAAGAAAAAAGAAUUCUGGCGUUUCAAUAACAGUAAUCAAUAAUCAACAUAAGAGAGUGUCGAGCAUAGCCAGUAGCGGGGUUGAUGCUGAUAGCGAUGAUAACGAUAGCAAUGUCAGCUAUGACUCCUUAAACAGUGGCGAUGUGCAAUCUGAAUUCACCAGAAAGAGUCCCGAACCCAAAACCGAAGAAAAAAGCAUCUUUCCACAAAAUCUGCUUCAGGAUAUUAGAGAUCGAACAGUAAAACUGACCCAGGUAGACAUUGAGCAUUCCUCUGAUGAACAAGAGGAACUAACUGAAACGAGAUCAGUUAUUGUACCACCAGUAAUCACCCAUGAAAAAUUAAAAGGCGGCAAUUUUGAAAACGUGUCGCGUGGGCACAUCGUUGACGAAAGUACCUAUGAGGAAAGGAAACAAAAGGAAAUACAUCAGGAAAUGGUUAGGGUAUUCAAUGAUUUGGCAUUUGAUUCUGACAAACUAAUUAAGUUUCAUCUCAACGAACAUCAUAGUGACGAUGAUACGAAAUCAGUGCAAAAGUCGAGUGCUCGCGAUGACGAAAGUUUCGCCGGUUAUAGAGAUUAUCUAGGGGUUGAUGGUGCUGCCACCAUUCGAAGUGCAAAAGGGACUAUUCGUGGAGUCAAAAAUCGCGUAAGAGCAGGCAUAGCAACCUUUCUACAAAUUGGCAAUACGACAAGGGUAAGUUUUUCUUUCCUUGAGAAAUAAGCGUAAGAAU
Messenger RNA from Agrilus planipennis (emerald ash borer), 1906 nucleotides. RefSeq names its product glutaredoxin domain-containing cysteine-rich protein CG31559-like. The coding region runs from base 721 to 1896 and encodes 391 amino acids. The transcript has 2 exons. The record is from RefSeq and is a predicted model, not a curated record. NCBI's taxonomy places the organism in Eukaryota, Metazoa, Arthropoda, Insecta, Coleoptera, Buprestidae.